GAAAUAUUCAGAAUUAUGGGUGAAGUUCAUUGAUGGAGUUCGAGCUCUUGACAGUUUCUACAUAUGCAUGGGACCAAGCAGCAUCACACUAAGCAGGGUCCUGAAGGCCAAACAGAUUUUAGAAUUCAUCUUAAAGAACAUUUCUGUUUUCAGUUUACACAACUGAUCUCAAGUUCUCCUGACCUACUCUCUAUUGCUUUUCAUUCGCUUAGCGUGUUUAAAUAGAUCACCACUGCCCUCUGGUGGACACAUGUGGUACAGGACCGCAUUAGGAGAGAAAAAGCUGCAGAUUAAUUUGCUUUUUCGGGUGUCUGAUUAAAUUAUUCAGUGUCUUGGUGUCCAGAACUACGUGGCAUCUAUCAAUUUUUAUAGGGUAUGCGUUGUUUUCAAACACUGACAGCUUGUCAGUGUUACAGAAAGCAAGAUUUCAAUCUUAUAGUAUUACUACAUUUCUACAUUUUCUAAUUUAUGCAGAGUCGAAUGAUCCCAGAAUGGGGUUGUGGGGGACGGUAUAAACUAGGAUAUAACCAGUUUGACUCCAAUUUAGCACCACUGCUAGGGAGUCUAAUCAUAAUACAGUUACAGAUUUGUGAAUCAAAAUACCAUCAGUGCAAUGGUCUGGCAGCUCAGUCUGUGCAGAAGAAGUCGCUGCUUUAAGAAACUGCCCAAUGUGCUGUGGCCGGUUUUCACACUUGCAGGAAACGCAUGCGCGUAGGGAAACCAACUGGUUUGUGUUGAGUCAAGGUAGACGGAUGUGAUCGUGGUCAUGUGUGAUCAUGGUGGCACAGUGAGUACACAUUUAUAUUUGAUUUUUAACAGUUUGGCGCCCGUGCUCGUACAUCUUUUUGGAGAAUAAGGCGGAUAAUUUCCGGAUCCAGUGAGGCUGGAGCAUCUCUGUCUGGACUUCCCAGCAUCCAGAAACAUUACAAUGCAUCUUGGACAAUUCGUGCAUAUUGUGAUCUGCAUAAAAAUCAUUAAACCGUUGAUCAAGCAAAGUAAAUAUUAGUAGAGCUGCUGCUUUUAACCUAAAGUAAUACAAAUCUGACUACACUGUAAAUGAUCAGGUUUUCUGAUCACAUAAUGUCAUUAUGUUUCUAUAGAUGGCUGUAUACUGCAUGCUUUAGGGCAACUGCAUUUCAUGACUAGAGCAUCAUGUGUGUGUAUUCUCCGGAGGAUGCGACUGAUGGUGCGAUUGCUGCCGUCCAAGAGUAACGCCUUGUCGCUAUCAUUGCUGCUCAUCCCUCAGACAGAAAGAGGAGAAGAGAGAUGAGGAGGGGUUGUGGCUCGUCACAAUUUGGUUCUGUCACAUUCGCCAUAAUCCAACAAAACGUCCAUGGGAUCAGAGCGGGCGGAGAAGCAUAAGAAACAGCUGCAGGUUCAUCGGGAAACAGCUGCAAGUGUCCUCCAAGCGCACCACAGGAUGGGAAGCACCGCCACCAACGCCUCAAACGCCUGCUGCUUCUGCUGGUGCUGCUGCUGUAGCUGCUCCUGUUUGACUGUUAGGAGUGAGGAUGAGUCAAUUCAGAGAUCCACCUUUGAACGCAAGCCAGGGGAAACCGCUAACUGUGAAGAAAGCCCGAAGCCUACUCUGGAAGAUGUCCACUCCUGGUCGAUGUCGUUUGAGAAGGUGAUGAAGAGCGCGGCAGGUCGCAGCUGCUUCAGGCAGUUUCUGCGGUCAGAGUUCAGUGAGGAAAACAUAAUGUUCUGGCUCGCCUGCGAGGAGCUCAAAAAGGAGACCAACAAGACUGUGGUGGAGGAUAAAGUCCGUCAAAUAUAUGAGGACUUUGUCUCGAUCCUUUCCCCUAAAGAGGUCAGUUUGGAUUCUCGGGUUCGAGAUGUGAUCAACCGCAACAUGCUGGAGCCAACCUCGCACACAUUUGAUGACGCUCAGCAGCAGAUCUACACACUGAUGCAGAGAGACUCGUAUCCCCGCUUUAUAAACUCAGCUGUGUACACAGAUCUGGUGAAGAACCUGGAGGAGCCUCCACCUGAGCCAUAGACUCUUCACUGCAGCACACUUUGCUUUUGACAUUGGUGCAUGCGUCCCACUCGAAGGAGUUUUGUGUUCUUGCUGGAGGGCUGCUAUUUAAAGAAAGAGACAGGAAAAUGAACACUACUUAAAACCAGUCUUUAUCCAGCUGUAACUUUAUUAUUUAUCCAUGAUUAGCUUACCAAAAUCCCUGGAGCAAACAAGAACAAAUGCUAAGAUAAGCAUCACAGUUACUUGUUCAAAAACAUAUCUAUAUUUUUAUACACUCCCUAGAGCUUGACAUUGCACUUUUCUACCUUGUUUAAUGAGGGAGAGCAUGCAUCUGUGAGCACUGUAUUUGUAUUUCGGUAUAUUGUGGGCCUUAAUGCAUAUCCAGUUCUUGUAGACACUAGUAAAUUUUAUUUAACUGUGACUUAAGAAGAAGGAAAGUGCCUUGGAAUACGAUCUUCUACAUUCGCACCUUCGGUCCAACAUGGACGGUGCAACAAUGACUUUGUAUGUUGGUGCUUUCAGCUCUUCUCAAAGAUAAUGUUUUUACAACUGGAUGAGCUGAUACCCAGAAACAGAUCAUGUCAGUGUGUUUCAAUACAGUGAUAUUAGUCAUAAUAUAUUAAAGAAAAAACAGAAUAUGUGACCGUGACCACUGAUAUAUUUAUGUAUUUAAAAAGGUAUGUGUGAAAUAGCUAUUUGAAUUCUCACAAAUAAAAUAAAGCACAAUCAAUCAUAUGUUGUGUUUCCUGUCAUGUUCCAAAAAGCUUCAAAAUAUUUGAUAAACUAUUAUUUGACAGGUUUCAUACAUGGGUGGUGUAUUAAGCUGCUUUAAAAUAAUAUGAUCUCUGCAUAUGUGCUUUGUUUGCAAAUGCCUUAUGCUGUGAUUAGUUUAACAAAUGUAAUAUUCUACAAGUUAGUGCGGCAAAAAAAAAAAACAAUUUUCCUCUGAAUGGUCUGUUUUUUUUUUUCUAUUUUUGAAGUUUUGUCUAAGAUACCAGAAGAACUG
Monopterus albus (swamp eel) is the source of this 2987-nucleotide messenger RNA. Its product is annotated as regulator of G-protein signaling 20-like. The record is from RefSeq and is a predicted model, not a curated record. The transcript is spliced from 5 exons. The coding region runs from base 1334 to 1999 and encodes 221 amino acids. Lineage: Eukaryota; Metazoa; Chordata; Actinopteri; Synbranchiformes; Synbranchidae.